Molecule: messenger RNA, 309 nt
Organism: Pieris macdunnoughi
Lineage: Eukaryota; Metazoa; Arthropoda; Insecta; Lepidoptera; Pieridae
Source: the annotation of a GenBank genome assembly
AUGUUAAAAGAUUUUUUCUAUCCACAACUGCAACAAUUUGAAGCCUAUAAUCGUGCGACAUGGUUUCAACAAGAUGGCGCGACGUGCCAUACAUCUAAUGCCUCUUUGGAGGCCGUAAACGAGAUGUUUGCUGGAAAACUGAUAUCGCGCCGAGCCACGAUUAACCAGUUGAAGACCAAUAUCUGCGAAGAAAUGGCAGCUAUUCCCUGCGCAAUGUGCCAGCAAGUUAUUACCAAUUUGAGGUUCAGAUUCGGGGAAUGUUUGCAGCGCAAUGGUGCACACCUGGAUGAUGUUAUUUUUAAGAAAUAA